AAGCCCCACUAAAAUAAGCCUAGCGACGUCCCUGAUUGUACAUGUUAUAGAUUUUGAGCUGAAACACAAUGUUAGACUCUUCAGCCCAAAUAUUAAACAAUAAAAAAACAACAACCUGCCAAAUGAGUUGUUUAAUUGCUAAUCUUCACAUUGUAAUAUUUGCUGAAUGAUUUAGAAACAGUUUCAUAGAGUCACUGAUUCAGCAGUCUCUGCUCAGCCUGCUUGUCUAAAACUGGCCUCAGUCCCAAACCCCACCUCUGAGAGCUUUACUCAGUUCUAGGAAAUCAGCACAGUGGUCUCAUUUCUUGUGAAAUCGUCAGUCUGUCUGUCCCACUGCAGCAGAAAUGGCAGAAGCAAAUAUUCUUGUAGCACAUGACCAGUUUAGCUGUUCAGUGUGUCUGGAGCUAUUGAAGGACCCAGUCGCUAUUCCAUGUGGACACAGUUACUGUAUGGGGUGUAUUAAGAACUGCUGGGAUCAGACUGAUCAUACAGGUGUCUACAGCUGCCCCCAGUGCAGAGAGACCUUUACCCCAAGGCCUGUUCUGCGCAGAAACACCAUGCUGGCUGAAGUCGUGGAGGAAUUAAAGAAGACAGGACUCAAUCCUCCUCCUGCUCAAAGUUAUGCUGGACCUGGAGAUGUGCCGUGUGAUUUCUGCACUGGGAGAAAGUUCAAAGCUGUGAAAUCCUGUUUGACGUGCCUGGCCUCUUACUGUGAAACACACGUCAAGCCACACUAUGAGGGGGCUGCUUUCAAGAGUCACAAGCUGAUCAAUGCAACUGGAAAUCUGGAGCAGAAGCUUUGUGCUGAACACCAAAAGGUUUUGGAGGUCUUCUGUAGAACCGAUCAGACGUGUAUUUGCUUGUUGUGUACACAAGAUAAACACAAGAGCCACAAUACACUCUCAGCUGAGACAGAAAGGACUGGGAAACAGGUAAGGGUUUGAACCAUUUCCCUGUAGCUAUCCUAGAAGAUAAGAAUUCCCAGGGAUAUUUAACAUGUCUGUUUACUAGGUUAUACAGUUUCACAAUAGACCAGAUUUGAAUUGUAUAUUAAGAGCUAUUUAAAGAGCCC
This is a messenger RNA of Polyodon spathula (Mississippi paddlefish), 1072 nucleotides long. RefSeq names its product E3 ubiquitin/ISG15 ligase TRIM25-like. The transcript has a single exon. The record is from RefSeq and is a predicted model, not a curated record. Gene Ontology annotation, molecular function: zinc ion binding. Lineage: Eukaryota; Metazoa; Chordata; Actinopteri; Acipenseriformes; Polyodontidae. The coding region runs from base 345 to 944 and encodes 199 amino acids.